UUAUUCAUUAGUUUAGUCAUGAAGAAAUAUUCCAUGAGUAAACUACCAAUACCGCUGCCUCAACUUGCAAAGUUGAAAAAAGCAGAAGGCGGAAAGAAAAAAAAGACAGUUUCUUUCGCUGGUGAUUUUGAGCCUCAAACUCUCAAAAAAAAUGAUAAUGACGCCAACAAAAGUCGUGUCAACAGCGUUAUGAAAGCAAUGUCACGACAGUCACAUAACCACGCUCCAGAUGAUCUUGAAUCAUCGAGCAAUGAUUCUAAUGAAGAAGAUACCACGACAGUUCCGGUGGAUGAGAUUGCUCGCCCAGCAUCACCUCCAACAAGAAAGGCAGAUCAGGAGUACCUAGAAUACAACCUGUUUACGGGACCUCAUUCCACCGCUACUGAGACCCUAGCAAUACUAAAGUGGCAGAAGUAUCUCCGGACAAAACAAGAAAUCCGGAUAGAUCUCAACAAGAUAUUGACAAAAUGUCAAACUUACUUUGGUAAUGUCGGUGUAGGGUUCAAUUACAAUAUUGGUGACGAAAACUACGUGAGACGAGAGUUGGGGGAAAGCUGGAGAGAACGGCGAAAAACGGGAGUUAUUUGCGCUGACACUGAGCAAGAUCAAUUUGUAAUAGAUCAGGAGGUCGCCAUCGUUGAUAUGUCCCCGGAUAGACAGGCAAUGGAUGAAGUUUCUCGAGAUGCAAAGAAGAUUGCUCACAGGGGCAACAUGAAUAUGAUGAUAUCUGAGUACAAACGAAGGAUGGUUAAAAGAGUCACGGGACUAGAAGAGCUUGAAAAAUGGAUAGUGACCUUGUCAGAGAACGUUGAAGAAGAAAGCUUGGAAGAAUUGGAGGAUUUCAUCGAUAAUUCCUACGAAGAAUUUACGAAAGGAAGAUACGAAGCUAAAGCGAUGGUAAAACAAAUGAGAAGGCUCCUGAGAAAAAUGGGAGAGAAACACCGCAUGCUGCAAAACAGGAUGAAAGUGACAAGCAAACUGAAAGAACGAGCAGCAAUGGCAAACAAGAACCUAAAAAUAGACUACACCAGCGUUCAAACCGUUAAUCAGAGUUUCGAACAGAUCAUAAACCGUCAACUUGUCCUGAUGUCUGCAACAAAAAAGAUGUCACGUGAAUGUGGGGAGAACGAUGAAAAGCUCCGGAAGAUUCAGCAACACAUGAUGAGAUGUGCGAAGGAGCUGAGUGACGAUAAGGAGGCACUGUUCCACAAGAACCACAUCCUCAGUGUGGAGAGUCAGAAACUUAACGAUAGAUGUAAGAUAGCAGAGGAACAGCUUGAGUUCUAUGAGAACAAGGUUGGUCUGGAGAAACACCAAGCCACAACCGAAGCUGGCAAGACCGUGGACAUUCUAACUCAGGAAAUAGAACAACUUAUGUCAGCGAAUGAAACAAUGGUGCAAGAAGAGAAAGCACUGAAGAACGAAGUGGUGGACCUGCACGACCAAGUGUUGGUGCACGAAGUAACGAAUGGGGACUUGAGGAAAGAGAUUGUGGACCUUAAGGAAAAACUUGAGAAUAUGGAGUUCAUGAUGAAUGAGGAGAAAAGCAAGUUCAUGACUGUGGAAGAGGAAUGUACUUUACUUCAAGAAGAGAACUUAGCGCUGCGUGUAGCGAACAGCACUAAACCGGAAGUAGCCCACAAGACAGUGAGUAUCCAGUCCCUGGAGAGUAUCCCCACAUCCCUCUCAACUGUCAGCGAUACAACACCCCAACAAGAUGCGGAGGUUGUUUAUGUGGACAGGGUCGUGGAGAACUACGAUGCUGAAACUGAUACGGAUGAUUUAAACGUAGAAAUGGGCUUGACAGCAGAAAUUGGAAUGACAACAGAUACUGUUGAAUUUGCUGAGGACAAGAAAAGAGGACUGACAAAUCCUUUCGAGACAGACCUACUUGCAGGAAACAUGAACUUCUUACAAAACGUCAAAUUAGGGAAAGAAAGGAAAUCCCAGCCGGACCACAGUGACGGUAACAGCUAUGUAGCAGAGAAGAGGAGGGUGCUGGAUACUCCAGGUUACACUCAGAUGAUAGUUAACCGGUUGAAGGAGGAACGACAGAACGAUACGAAGAGGAUGUCGGACUAUAUUCAUCGAGAAAGAGUGAGGACCGACGCGACCACGACAAAGUUGAAACAUGAAAACAAGAGAGUUUUGAAAAGGCUCAAAAUGGAUAUGAGAGCGAUGUUGCUAGCGAUACUGAGACACCGCAACAAGAUAGUUGAGCUAUUCCACAAAGGCGGAAUAGAACUAGAGGGACUCAUUAAUCCAACUAUAGCAGAGAUAAAGGGUGACAAGAGCGAUAAAACAUCGGUCUCGUUGAAGCACACAGCUGUUGAGGUUAUAAACAGUCUCGACUACAAUUUGUGUAUUGGACUCAAGGAGAUGCAUUUGAAAAUAAAGGAAACUGUCGAGAAUCAGAAGAAAACAGAGAAAAAGCUGGUAGUAAAGAAUAAGAAGCUGGAGAAGAACAGCAAGGCAGUGGAGACUUUGGAGUCCAGGAUGCUGCAGCUGAAACGGGACACGGAGAGACUGAAGUACAGAGAACACUUCACCAAUGAGAGGUAUAGAGAGCUCCUGAAGAGGGAGGAGGACUUGGAGCGGGCUGAGGAGGCUCAUGUUGACAGGAUUGAACAACGACUCAGCGAUAUGUGGACUAAAUCGACCACGGAAAUAAAAGAUGGUCUGGACGAAAUCCUGCAAAUAAAGCAACCGGAGGCUAUGGCAAACAAACGCCUGAGAAGAAUGUCCCGACCCCACCGACCCAAAGAUCGAAUGACCAAAACGAUCGAGGUUGAUGCCAUGGAAACUGUGGACGAGAAAUCUUCUUUGUCAAUGUCAGUGUUGGAAACAGCGAUUUCAGAGGAGGAAUCCUCUUCAGAAAAUUAUGAAGAAGAAGAUGAGGAGAUGCCUGAGCUGAACCUGCAGCUGAAGAUAGACACUACGCAACAACAACAGCAGAGUUACCUGCAACAGCAGACAGGCGCGGUUAACAACGCGAAUGAGCCUGAGGCAAUAUCAGGUCGACCUCACCAGCGACAAAGGGCAAAUACACAAGGGCUCCAACAACCAUUUGCCUAAAAGUGAAAGUGAGUGGACAGAAAGGAAAGCGGAAGAACUCAAAAAGUAUAUUGAGGACUUUGAAACUGUCA
Messenger RNA from Bolinopsis microptera, 3146 nucleotides. Its product is annotated as uveal autoantigen with coiled-coil domains and ankyrin repeats-like. Lineage: Eukaryota; Metazoa; Ctenophora; Tentaculata; Lobata; Bolinopsidae. The coding region runs from base 19 to 3075 and encodes 1018 amino acids. The record is from RefSeq and is a predicted model, not a curated record. The transcript is spliced from 24 exons.